AUGGUGAAGAAAGCUUUGAGGAGUGACAGCAGGUUCACACUGAUGUACAGCAGCCAGAGGCACAGGAGGAGUGUGGCCCCGACCAGAUCCAUCAGGACCCGCAGCCAGGUGGUCCUCAGCAGCAGCUCCCUCCACACACUCCCCCCGGAGGUCUUCAACCUGAUCCUGGAUCAGCUGUCAGUGCUGGAGAUCAGUGUCUUUAGCAUGGUGUCCAAAGAGAUCAAUCAAUGCAUCUUGGACUACAUCUCCACCGUGGCCUGGAAGAAUAAAAUGAUCAUCCAAAGUUUUCACCGCUCCACCUACAAGGAGCAGUUAUCCACUAUUGGACACUACAGAAGUCUGGGUGUAUUAUUCAAGAGAUGUACACUUCUCCUACCAACAAAGGAAAGGUUGAAGUUUAUCUUUAAGACGUUCCCUCAGAUUCCCUGCUUUAUGUUAAGACACUGUCAAAUUCCCAACUGCAUCGGCUUCUCCAGCUGUGGUGUCUUUCUCAAGACACUGAUUGCAGGCUGGGACGAGCUAGAGUGUCACAGAGUGUUCAACUUCCUGUGUGAGCUCAAAAACCUGCUGCAAAAAGUGGAGGCGGUUAUCGCUGCAAAACCAGGGGUGAGGAGGUACCAGGAGGUGCAGUUCCGUCUGUUCUGUCGUCAGGUUCUGUUGGAUCCGUGGCUGAGUCAGUUCUGGCUCACACAACUUCUGAGGCCUUGGUCCGUGGUCACUCAGGCUCACUUGCUGUUCAUCCUCUACGGACCACAGCUGCCUGAGGUCUCUCUACAUGCAGGUAUUCUGGGUUGGCAGGGUCUGUUAGAGACAGGGCUGCCUCACACCAGCCUGUGGGACCUGGCCCAGGCCAUCCUCCUGCUGAAUGGCAAACUAGAAGUCAAAGGCUGGAGCAACGAAUCGAUGCUGGCGAUCCUGGAGGAGCUCAUCGUCAUUCCCCAGCCGUGGCAUGUGGAGAACGUGGCUCGUCUCUUGGUUCUGUGCGGCAGCAAUCUCUGCUACACCGUCCUGGCCAGCAAGGCCCUGAACGGACGCCUCCAGGAGAUCUCCAGACUCAUCGUCUACUAA
Messenger RNA from Limanda limanda (common dab), 1068 nucleotides. RefSeq names its product F-box only protein 47-like. Bases 1 to 1068 code for a protein of 355 amino acids. The record is from RefSeq and is a predicted model, not a curated record. NCBI's taxonomy places the organism in Eukaryota, Metazoa, Chordata, Actinopteri, Pleuronectiformes, Pleuronectidae. The transcript has 12 exons. Gene Ontology annotation, molecular function: protein binding.